Medioppia subpectinata is the source of this 1652-nucleotide messenger RNA. Lineage: Eukaryota; Metazoa; Arthropoda; Arachnida; Sarcoptiformes; Oppiidae. The record is from the annotation of a GenBank genome assembly.
AUGCGUCAAGCAAAUAAGUUAGCUAUUGGUCUGAAGGGGUUGGGGUGCGGGAGGGGUGACAGAGUGGGCAUAUGGGCCCCCAAUUGUUAUGAAUGGCUGCUUACACAGUACGCAACAGCAAAAAUUGGUGCCAUCAUGGUCAAUGUGAAUCCUGGCUAUCGGGCCAAUGAGCUCCAGUACGCGCUGAAUCUGGUCGGCUGUCAUACCCUGAUCUGCAGCCAACAGUUCCGGUCCAGUAAUUACUGCGAAAUCUUGGAUAACAUAUCACCGCAACUGUUGCGCAACCAAAACAACUCUGAAGGCAAGGCUAUCGAGUGUGAUAAAAUCUCGAGUCUCAAGAAUAUAAUAGUAAUAAACAGCGGCGACGGGGAGACGGAAAUUGCACCAAAACACAUACCCCGUGUCAAUGACCUGAUGGCCAGCGCGGGUCACACCGACGAGUUGGUCGACGACCCGACCAUACAGUUUGACGACCCGAUUAACAUACAGUUCACUUCGGGCACAACUGGGCAGCCAAAGGGGGCGACACUAACCCAUCAUAAUAUGAUACAAAACGCUUAUCUGACGGGUAAACGAUCGUUGGAAGGUCUGGAGCCCAAUGGCCUUACAGUAUGCGUACCCAACCCUUUGUACCACUGUUUUGGGUCAGUGUUGGGCUCAUUGCUAAUAGCCCUCCGCAGGGCCACAAUGGUAUUGCCGGCCCCCAUAUUCAACCCACAUAAAACACUCGAGGCUAUCGAUAAAUACAAGUGUCACAUGAUAUACGGCACGCCAACCAUGUUUAUCGAUAUGCUGGCCUGCGAUCCCAGCAAAUACAAUACCAGCUCAUUGGUUAGAGGAAUAAUGUCCGGUGCCCCCUGUCCACCACCUCUACUCGAUGAGAUCUACAAGCGUAUACCCACGUGCACCAGCAUAUUGAUCCCAUACGGAGCCACCGAAAGCAGUCCAGUGGUCAGCCAUACAUCGGUGCGCGACUCGCCUGAGCGUCGGCUCAAAUCUGUCGGCCGACCCAUAGAACACGUGGAGAUCAAAAUUGUAGACCCGAUUACUGGUGCCGUACAGCCGGUGCGUGUGUCGGGCGAAGUGUGCACUCGUGGUCACUGUAAUUUCAUGGGCUAUUAUAAUCAGCCUGAUCAGAGCGACAAAGUGCUCGACAAAAAUCGUUGGUACCACACAGGUAUAUUGUUCGUUACGAAAGACUAUUUACUCAAUGACACCCGCAGUGACAUCGGUUUUAUGGACGACUCCGGGUUUCUCUAUAUCAAUGGCCGCAUCAAAGAGAUGAUCAUUAGAGGCGGUGAAAACAUAUACCCCAAAGAGAUCGAGGACUUCCUGAUGACCCACCCGUCCGUCGCCGACGCACAGGUGGUGGGAAUACCGGAUAAACGUCUCGGUGAAGAGAUGGUCGCCUACAUUAAGCUUAAAACGGACGGCGCGUUAGACACCGGAGCCGUUCAAAAAUACUGCAAAGGAAAGAUCAGUCACUUUAAAAUCCCGGAGCGCGUAGUGUUUGUGACCGACUUUCCCCGCACUGUCACCGGGAAAGUGCAAAAGUUUAAGCUUAAAGAGUUGGCCGCUAAACAAUAUGCGCAUAAUUAGUUUUAUCAAUAAUUUAGUAAAUAUAAAAAUUUUACAUUUAAUUAGUAUUUCAG